AUGGGUGGUGCUGAUCCUAACAAAGCAUCAUGUUAUGAAUCUUGUAAUUCCAACAAUAACACUAGUAAGUUGUACAAAGGGGUGAGGAAGAGAAAAUGGGGAAAAUGGGUAUCUGAGAUAAGGCUUCCUAAUAGCCGUGAGCGUAUAUGGUUGGGGUCUUAUGACACACAAGAGAAAGCUGCUAGGGCCUUUGAUGCAGCCCUUUAUUGUCUACGUGGUCGCCAUGCUAGUUUCAAUUUCCCUGAUACACCUCUCAACUUGGAGAUACAUAAUAUUGUGGUUUUUCCUGGUGGAAACCAAUCUCUUUCCCCACGUGAAAUUCAAGAGGUUGCUGCUAAGUUUGCCAAUGACCCACCAUUGGAGACCCAAGAAGAAGAAGAAGAAGAACCAUCAGAGUCACAACUUGGUGCUAAUUCAUUUGAGUUAUUUGAAUCCAAUUCGAAUGAUGGGACUAUGCAAGUGGACCACGGGGACAUAAGGAACAUUGAUAGGACAUUUCUGAACAUGUUGGAUGACUUGAAUAAUAAUGGCGUUGUUGCUGGCUCCGAUUUUGGUUUCUAUUCUGGGCUACAAAAUUUGCACUCGGGUGAGUUAUUAUAUUCCUCUCAACCACCACCAUUUUCUGAGGAUGAUGGGGAAGAAAUUGAAGGUCAUGAUGCUUUUUCUAACCAUUCAUUCCUUUGGAGUUGGAACUUUUGA
Molecule: messenger RNA, 699 nt
Organism: Gastrolobium bilobum
Lineage: Eukaryota; Viridiplantae; Streptophyta; Magnoliopsida; Fabales; Fabaceae
Product: ethylene-responsive transcription factor ERF017-like
Exons: 1
Coding region: 1-699 (232 amino acids)
Biological process (GO): regulation of DNA-templated transcription
Molecular function (GO): DNA binding; DNA-binding transcription factor activity
Source: RefSeq, a predicted model, not a curated record